AUGGACAUCACAAGAGAUACCCUCCGCUUGCGUCCUUCUCCGUACCUCGGUCUCCUGUUUCCUGAGGCAACACCCGAGGAUGCAAAGAACACUGACGACAGUAACGCACGUGUUCUACAGUCUCUUUUGAGCUGUCUUGCAACAGCGACGUGCACCGAGAACCAGACGAAAAUCGUUCUUCUCGCCGACUCACACUUUGCACUCUCCGUUCGAGGUUCGGUAUCUGGGGAGGAUAUUUGGGCUGCAUCAGUUCUUGGCGCCCUCAAGCAUCUUGGGUACUCUUCGCUCUAUAGCGAUAACCUACAGUCUGCAUCAUUCUAUUACCGCAUGUUUCCUGACCUUGUCAAGGUGGUCUUUGGAGAAUGUGAAGACAUAACGAACUGCUUUGGGAACGAACUGUGUGUCAAAAGUGCAUCAAACUUGCUUGGUAUCCCGAUCUGGAAGAUGUUCUCUCUGCAUUUCUGGAACGGGGCAUGCCACCCAUUAGGAGGCUCUUGGACAUUAUCUCCAGAAGACUAUCGCGGGGUUACAAGAUUCUUAGGCUACAGCCUCGAGACCGAAUGCAUGACAAGAGAAGUUGUUCCGCCUGAUAACAGAAGCGAUCAAGUCUACGUCCUCGCUAAGUGGUUUCGAUAUUUCUUCGCUGAUUCUUAUCCUUGGCCACAUGAUGCUCUUGCCCGUGCUGUGGAGCAAACCGGACUUCAAUUCAUUACGGGGUAUACGAACGACACUGAGACGAGCCCCCUAUGGUCACCACCCGUGGUCAACUAUGGACAAAUGCCAAAGGAGCUUUUCCAUGAGCGUCUUUCUCACAGUCGUGCUUUGCUCGGUAUUGGCCAGCCAUAUCUCUCUCCGUCCCCAUACGAUGCAUUGUGCUUUGGUGUUCCGUUCAUCAAUCCAAUCGACAAAUGGGAUAAUGACGACCGCGAGAACAGGGCUAAAUGGUCGACGCAGCACGAUGGUCUGAGAUUCAUUGAGGAGCCAUAUGUCUACCAUGUCCACAAACGUGAUGUGGAUGGCUUGGUCCGUGCUCUUCGUGGUGCGAAAGACAAUCCGAUUGACAGGUACAUUCCCCCUGCGAUGACAGAGGCAUCGCUUCUCGACCGUGUUGUUAGUCUUCUCGAACACGAUUGGCGUUCAGAAGCUCAAGCUCUGCUCAACUCGGCAGUCGAAUUCCUGCCAAAAUGA
Dacryopinax primogenitus is the source of this 1188-nucleotide messenger RNA. RefSeq lists its product as uncharacterized. The transcript is spliced from 3 exons. Lineage: Eukaryota; Fungi; Basidiomycota; Dacrymycetes; Dacrymycetales; Dacrymycetaceae. Gene Ontology annotation, biological process: protein N-linked glycosylation. The record is from RefSeq and is a predicted model, not a curated record. Gene Ontology annotation, molecular function: alpha-1,6-mannosylglycoprotein 6-beta-N-acetylglucosaminyltransferase activity. Bases 1 to 1188 code for a protein of 395 amino acids.